AUGGCCUCAGGCACAGAAGAAGAAGAAACGGGGCAAGACUGCCGCAUCAAGAGCCUCAUGUACGGCAACUUCAGCGACGCCUAUGCCAAGCUCACGCCGCCGGUGCCAAUGAUCCGCUUUAUCCGAUUCCGCCACCUCUUGAUGCAGGAUGUGCACAGCGAGAAGUGGUUCAACAGGACUGACGCCGCGAACUGGAUAGAGUUUGAGUGGGACGAGUUGGAGCCUGUAGCCAAGCAGAUGGAGGUCUCUCGUCUGCGCCAUCAACGGAGCUACUGCUUGAGAUAG
Molecule: messenger RNA, 285 nt
Organism: Symbiodinium natans
Lineage: Eukaryota; Dinophyceae; Suessiales; Symbiodiniaceae
Source: the annotation of a GenBank genome assembly